AUGGUCUCUCUCUGUUGUUUUCUUUUUUCAUUAUUUUUGUUGAGUUUUUCUUUUUGCUCUUAACCUCUUCGAUCAUUAUGUUGCUGCUGAUGAACGUCUCUGUAAUUUCCCACUGUCAGUGAAUUAGGGUUUGUUUGAAUAAUCGAACCGAACUUGUGGCGAGUAGUGGCGACAUUCGCAUUGGUUCGCAGUUCUGAUUGUUCAUUGAAAGGUCUCACACGCAGUGUACAGCUAAACAAAUGGUAAAUAGUAUUCGUUUUAGUGACAGUGCUAAGGAUGAAGAUAAUAAAUAUGGGAGAGUCACACAAAAUGCUGAGAAGGGAAAAAAACAAUUACAUCCUACUGUAUCAGAUGCAGCUGCUCUCAGACGGUCUCCUAGAGGGAAAUCAUCAAGGAGUAUAAAUUCUGAUCCUUCAAGUACUAAUAAUAAGUCCAGGCAAUUUAAAAAGGGAGCAACACUGAUACCGGUGGAUAAAAAGAGAUCUGAAUUGGUUGGAAAAAAGAACAUGCCAAGUCCUUUGAGAAGAUCUGGAAGGACUGGGAGUUACUCUUCUACUAGUAAUUCUGAUUCUAAAAGCUCAGGUUCAUUGAAUUCAAACCCUAAGCCAAAAAAAGAGAAGAGUGUGAGACAGUUGACAUUUGAAGCCAAAGAAGUAAAGGAAAAUGAGGAACAAGAUCUUGGAACACCGCAGGUUAAAGUAAGGCGAAUGACUGCCCGUAUGUACCGGUCUCUCUUUGAAUUGCCAAAAGAAGUGCCUGAUAGGAUUGACAAGUCAAAUCAAUGUGCCAACAAUAUUCGAGAUAAAAUUGUCCAGUGCUUUGAAGGUUGUCAUUCUGAUUGUGAAGUCUCCAAGAAUGGUGCACUACCAUCUAAAGAUGGAAAGCUAAAAGAGAUGAGAAUUAGCUCUAGGUUGAGUGGCCCUGUGAAAGAUCUGGUUGAUAAUACCGUAACUCUGGAUUCAUUGGCACCAUCUAAUGCUGCAACUUAUGAGGCAGGUUUGACAUCUGAAAGGAUAUUGUAUGAAGAUUGUAUCAGGAACACUGUUAAAGAUGAUGGAGGUAAAAAAUUGAUACCUUCUGAGAGCAAGGAAAUCACUGUGGGUGUGGAUACAGAUGUUGCUGCCACCUUGGCAAAGGCUGACAACUGCAACGUGAUUUCUGAUUCUGGUUUGGUAUCUGAAAAGGUUCAGCCUGAUCACCACAGAGAAGAAACAUUUCCAUCAAGCAAUUCGAAGAAUGGUGUGCAACUACCUCGAGAUGGAAAAUCAAAAGAGAUGAUAGUUGACCAUGGGCUGAGUGAUCCAAUGAAAGACCUAGUUGAAAAUAUCGUGUCUCUAGGAUUGUCAGCACCAUCUAACGCUGCGACUUUUGGGACUGGUUUGGUGCCUGAAAGCAUUCAGCCUAAAGUCUUAAUCGGAAAUAGUGUUGGGUAUGAUAGUAGUGGUGACAAAUUGGUACCUUCUAAAAGAAAGGGAAUUAUGGUAGACAUGGAUUCAGAUGUUUCUACCACAUUGGCUAAGGGUAACAACUGCAACUUUGUUCCUAGUUGCAGUAGCCCUUCAGUUCUAGGCGGCAAUAUAAUGGGGACUGAUGGUUCACAUUCCAAGCGGAUAAGGUUGGAUAAUAAUCCUGUAGUCAGUGAGUCUUGUAACCCUUCUACUACCGAGCUUGAAGACGGGGAUUCUAUUGCUGCAAGCAUGCUGCAGGACUUUCAAAUUGAUAAUGAAAAAGAAGUUGGUUUAAUAACUAAUUCUAUGAAGAGUGUCACUCAACUGAAGGAGAGGUUGUCAAGUCAUAAUCCAUACAGAUGCAAGUCUGACUCCUUUAGGUUUGUUGAGUAUUGGGUUCCUGUACAAAUAUCUAAUCUGCAGCUUGAACAGUAUUGUUCUAUUUUACUGUCAAAUGCUUCUAUUCUGCGCUCCUCAUCAAAGGUUGAUAGCGUCGAGGCUGUCCAUGAUGUUCUUAUAUUAACUCGGAAGUGCUGUAGUCAUCCCUAUCUUGUUGGUCCAGAAUUGAAACCUUCUCUUAACAAGGGUCUCAAACCGACUGAGUAUCUUGAUUUUGAUUUAAAAGCAAGUGGCAAGUUGCAACUUCUUGAUUCAAUGCUUGAGGAGUUGAGAAAAAAGGAUUUAAGGGUGCUCAUUCUUUUUCAGUCUAUUGGAGGUUCUGGAAGAGUUAUAGGAAAUUAUUUGGAAGACCUACUUCGACAAAGAUUUGGUCCAGAUUCGUAUGAACGAAUUGAUAAAAAUAUUCUACCUUCCAAGAGACAAGCUGCUAUGAAGGAAUUUAAUGACAAGAACAACAAACGAUUUGUGUUUUUGUUAGAAACAUGUGCUUGCCUUCCAAGCAUUAAAUUGUCGUCUGUUGAUUCUGUUAUUAUAUUUGAUAGUGAUUGGAACCCAAUGAAUGAUAUAAGGUCCCUUCAGAAAAUAACACUUGAUUCACAGUUUGAAUUCAUAAAAAUAUUCCGGUUAUAUUCAACUUUCACUGUUGAAGAAAAAGCCUUAAUCCUUGCUAAGCAAUGUAAGUCAAUAAUUGACUCCAAUUUACAAAACAUAAACUGGAGUACCAGUCAUAUGCUGUUGAUGUGGGGUGCUUCUUGUCUAUUUAAUGAACUCAAAGCUUUUCAUGAUGGUGAAACUUCUGCAUCAAAUGUGAAAUCCUUGUUUGGGCGACCAUUUCUAAAAGAAGCAAUGCAUGAAUUCUCAUCUCUGCUAUCUCAGGAUGGAGAACAUAUUGAUUCAAGCAACAGUUCAAUCUUAUUGAAAGUGCAGCAAAAUGGGGGAACAUACCACGGAAAUUUUUCUUUGCAUGGGGAGCUAAAACUUGGGUCACUGGAUGAAGAGCCAUCCCAAUUUUUUUGGACAAAACUUUUGGAUGGAAAACAGUUUCAGUGGAAGUAUUUAAAUAAUUCAUCUCAGCGGAGCAGGAAGAAAGUUCAUCAUUUUGAGAGUUCAGUCAAUGGGCCUGAUAAUGUAAGUGAAGGAGCAGCAAAGAAGCGCAGGAAAGUUAAUAUUGUUGAUCAGCCUUCAAAAUUUGAAGAUGAAAAGUUACCCGCUGGUAGCAAGGCAGGAACACCUGGAGAUUUAGUGGAUAGAUCUCAAGGAGACAAUUUUGAAUCUGAGCGAAAAAGCGGACUGCAUGAUGAGCAGAGUAGCUUACAUAUUUUGCUGAAGCCAGAGAUCACAAAGCUUUGUGAUUUACUUCUUCUUCCGGAUAAAGUCAAGAGUGUGAUCGAUAAAUUUCUGGAAUAUGUUAUGAAUAACCAUGAUGUCAACAGGGAACCAUUUUCAAUAUUACAGGCUUUUCAAUUAUCUCUGUGUUGGACUGCAGCUUCUUUGCUAAAGCACAAACUCGACCCCAUUGCCUCUCUGAUAAAAUAUUUGAACUUUGGGUGCAAGAAAGAAGAGGUGGACUACAUUUAUUCUAUGCUGCGUUGUUUGAAGAAAAUAUUUUCAUAUCGCACAGGAAGUUACAAUGAUACGGACUCUCCAAACGCAUCCAAACCAUCUGAUGGGGUAUGUACCAGAGUUGAACAGGAGGUUGAAUUGUUCAAGAAAGAUAUUUGUAAAAGUAUUAAAGAAAUUAAGAAGAAGUGCCAAAAGAAGCUGAAGAAGCUAUGCCUUUUGCAAGAGGAAGAGAAGCAAAGGUUGAAGGCACAUACUGAGGAGGAAGAGGCUAAAUUUGAGGAAGGGUAUAAACUCCAGUCAGCUGUAAUACGAUCCUGCUCUCCCAAUGAUGUUAUCAGAAUGGAAAAGCUUAGGGUUUUGAAUCUUGAAUAUGAAAAAGGAAUUGAAGAGCUGAAAUGUCAGCAUGAAACACAACUCAAGGAUCUUGAGGCCAAGCAAUCAGCUGACAAACAGAAGUUUCUAGAAAAGGAGGCUGCUUGGGUAGAAGAUGUGGAAUCUUGGGCACAAAAUGAACUUUCUAAAAUAGUUGCUUCAAAGGAACUUGGGACUGGGGUUGAGUCCUUCCAGACUUAUGGUCAAGUACAACAUGACAAUGUUCUUAAGAAUCACUUUGCAGAGGGAAAGGGUAAAGAUGAUAAGGUUAAAGCCAUCACAGAGACUGUCACCGAGAAUUCACCUUUAUCUGAUGAAAGAAUUGCUAACAGGGCUGCAGUAAGUUUGUCGUGUAGAAAGGAACAUUUGGGACAGCAUGGGAUUAUCAAUGCUAAAGAUUCAACAGAAAAUGAUGGUGCGGUGAAUCCUCCUUCAUCCAUGGAACAUGAAUCUGAUGGAGGUGCUGUAAAUGAAGUUUCACACAGAGAAUUAAGAUUGAGUAAUGGUCCUGAUAACAAUACUCAUUCGAGUCCGUGGCAUGAAAACUCUGGAGACUCAUCUAGCAUACUUAAUGGACAUAUUCCAGUUGAUGAGCAAGAAACUAGAAAUGAACUGGACACUGUUUGUACAUUAGUUAGAGAUGUACCUCCGGAAACAAGUGGGAUGGUCAAUUUUACCGAGUGUGUACAGGAUGCAUCUCCUUUGAAUCCCCCGUCAUCUAUGACUCAAAUGUCUGAUGAAGGUCGACUAGAGGUCCCAUGUUUAGAUAGGGUUUUAUCACCAAGGACUUGUCAAGCUGCUUGUUCAGGUGAUGAAGGUCCAAAUAAUAUAUCCAUUUCAAAUCCACUUUUGGAGCAACAAAUUGCUGAUGGUGUUCCUUUGAGUAUUCCAGCAGCUGCUGAUUGUGUUGAUGAUAUAGAGGAUUUAACAGGUGCUGUGUUGGUGGCUAAAAGGACCACAUCAGAAGAGCAGGAAGGAGCACCUAAAACCAUGGCAGACUUGUCCCAAGAGUCUCCAGUAUCCAGAACAUUUAAUGUCAUGGAUCUUCGAGAAAAAGUUGUGCAGUUAUCUAUGGGCUCCACUCCUGACCAUGAAAAGUUUAAGGAAUUGCUGCAUUCUUCCGAACAAUCAGAACUGGUACCUAGUACAGUUGAUGCUGUACCAGCCGAUCAGGUGCAACAAUCACUAUCUGCGGAGCUUCCGUCUUCCCACCUGAAUUCAACUUAUUUUCGUUUAGCAACUGAAGUUGAACAUCAGCCAACUGUGGUUCCAAAUCAAGAUGUGCAAUCGGACUCAAACUUGGAACAUUCACAUGGGCACCCUGCCUCAUAUUCAGACCCUAAUACAGUUGCACCUAGUGAAGUAAGAAUACAAUCUACAAACACAAUAAAUUCUUCAAUUCCUCUGGAGAUCAAUUAUCAACAUAUGAGCUAUUAUGAUCCGCUCAAAAUUGAAUUGGAUAGAAUACGAAAAGUAGCAGAUCAAACAAUGAUAAUCUAUGAAAAAAAGAAUAUGGAUUUGAAAUCUGAGUUUAAAAAGGAACUAGAAGAACUCCGCCGGAAGUACGAUAUUAAAAUUCAAGGGAUUGAAACUGAAUUCAAAGAAAGAAAGACGGCUCUGGAUACAAGUCUUAAUGUAGUUCGUAUGAAUAAGUUUUUGGCUGAUGCUUUUAGGGCUAAAUGCUCACAUCUUAAACCAUCGCUUACAUCAGGAACGCUGCAAGAUUCAAGUUUUGCGUCACAACAGUUGCUUACGCCCUCACAACAACCGAAUGCUAAUUGGCCAUCUCUUGUUGCCGGUUCUUCUUUUGGUCCUUCUGUGACCAAUCGGCAAGGUCCCUCCACAAGUGCUAGCUCUCAGCUCACAUUACAUCCUAUACGGGCUGGUUACAGUGCAUCACGAUUUCCCACCAAUGUUUCUGCUGCAAGAUCACCAAUUAUCAACACCAUCUCUUUGCCUGUCGAAAAUCUUCAACCUGGUGGUGAGAUUCGCGCCCCUGCGCCGCAUCUCCAGCCUUUUAGACCGUGACAUAACUCUUUUUUUCUUCUCCCAGUGGUGGGGAGAUUCUUACAUGAUAUAUGGUAGGGCAAAUAUUUACGUACUGAUACAGAUGGAAAUAGUUUUUUUUUCAUCCCUUUGUUCUAAUUAUAGUUAUGUAAAAAUGUGUAUAUAUGUAAUUAAUUGUCUGCCUAAUUUUCUCUAGCAUACAAUGAGUCAUGAAUGGCUGAAGAUUAAGAUGAAACACAGGGAAUUGGUCAGCUGUAUAGUUCUUGAAACAAUUAGCAAAACUUUAAUACGCAACUUCGGGUUUGAAA
Vigna radiata var. radiata (mung bean) is the source of this 6097-nucleotide messenger RNA. Its product is annotated as helicase protein MOM1. The record is from RefSeq and is a predicted model, not a curated record. Bases 240 to 5810 code for a protein of 1856 amino acids. Gene Ontology annotation, biological process: heterochromatin formation. Lineage: Eukaryota; Viridiplantae; Streptophyta; Magnoliopsida; Fabales; Fabaceae. The transcript has 13 exons.